AUGUUUGAUCCCGUAUUCUGUAGAAUGCGUUCAACUUCUACUCGUGAAUAUAAUGAUGCACUUCUGCGUUACGAAAAGAUCGAGCAUAAUUUACUGAAACAGUCACCAGUGGCACGCUCCUGCGAUCGUUUGUGGCUUCCAUAUCGUCUACCUGCCUUCGAUGACAUUUGGGCGGCACGCAGUGCACGGUUCUUAAUAACUCCGUCAUUCCUUAUUUUAGUGCACAAGAUUGUUUAUAUCUAUGUUGAUUGUCAAGAGCUGAACGAGUCAAUUUUUCAAGCAACUGUUUAUUUACUGACGUUAUUUGUCAAGUUUGUAACGUCCAGACAGUUUCCAAAUAUUGUGAUGGAUGCGUUAACGAAUGUACCAUUAUCGAUAAAGGAAAUGAUGAGUAAAGGAAGCACUGUUUCUGAUAUGCUCGCAUCAUCAUUCACAAAAAUUGUUAUAACGAAGGAGAGGAAAAUGUCACCCAUAAUCAUGCUUUUGCUUAAUUAUAUGCGGCAGUUGAAUGACGAGAAAGCCAUUACUAGAGAAAGCGAUCGCUUAUUAGCAGAGGCACUUUAUAAAAAAAUAAAUAUGGAUGCUCAGGAAUUGGAUUCUGUCUCAGGUUAUGCUAUUGACUAUAUUGGGCGUCUUUUCUGCCUUCUUUAUCACAGCUGCGAUGAAGUACGCAAAUUUUUGGAUAAAUUUAUCGUUGACUAUCGAAUGCGACAAUCAAAAAGAGACGAAUGUAAUAAAGGUCAUGAUACGUCUCCAAUUAAUUCCGCUCGUCGGCUGGCUGCCAAACGUCGUCAGGAAAUUUUGCUGGCUGCCCAUCAGAAAAAAAACGCAUUGCUAAUGAAAAAAAUGAUGGAAAUAGAAGGAAUGACUCAAACUGAAAUGGAUGCAAUGGAAACUGCAGAGAACUCGUCUGUCAGACGUUAUGGAUGUUCCAUUUGCAACGAUACAACAGCAUGCACUUUAGAUCAUCCAGUGGGAAUGAUGUGUAGUUUUCUGAUCAAUUACGUGCUAGAGCAUUCGUUAUCCAUUGAUUGCUUGUCUCUCUCAGUUCUGGAAGUUGAUGAGAAAGAUAUACGUCUUAAUCCCUUGAUGUUGAAAGCUUUUAAUUCAUAUCGUCGAUCUCUUAUAGAAACGCUGUUCGCAAAAGAUCUUGACCUUGUUGAAGCUCCUGCUGGUAUUGAAGUCCGUACUUGCGGUCAUUACGCACAUGUUGAAUGCUAUAAAACUUACAUCCGUACAUUGCUGGAGGAUUCGUCACCGACAUCUGAUCCAUUGCGAGUGCAAAUUGAGAUUUCAUGCCCUGUGUGCCGUGCCACAGUCCAUACUUUAUUGCCUGAUAAUGAGAGCGAGAAAUUCACAUUAUAUGAAGAUUUAUUUGUGGCUUUCUUGACAGUAUGUGACGAAUGGACAAGUUAUCGAGAAAUUAAUGCUAGCACACCUAAAAAUUUGCAGAUGUUCGCUCUAGAACUUGCUAAAAAUAACAUUGAACGCAAUAUUUUGUUAUCAGAGUUAGAUUUGUACGACCGCAGCAAUCGUGAGCUACUUACAGGUGUGCAUAUUUUAAGGAUUAUGAAAAUUCUUUCAAACUUCAUUGUAGGUCGUUUUGCAGAACACUUUGUUCUCUGUUUAGUUGAACAUCUGAUCCAUGGGGUGCGUUAUCAGGGCACCAGACGCGAUAUUGAUUUCAUAGCUUAUCAGUGGAAACAUAUAACUUUCGGGUUCAGUAAAAAUUACGGCAAUAUGGGAGUGGACUGCAGCCGUAUUCAAGAAAUUUGGCAGCAGUCAACGUCCCAGGAAUCUGAGAUUUCAGAUUCUUCUAUAAUUGAAGCAAAGAUAGCGAAAAUGCAUAUGGAAAAUGAUAAUAAAUUGGAGGACGAAAUUCCAUUGGUGGUUUUUGAUCUAAAGACUACUCUCGUUCGCAUCAGUGCUUACAUUGUUACUGAUGAUUCUUUAACCAGUGAAGAUAGAAAAGGUUUGUUAUCUGGGAUUUCGGCUGUUUUGGUCGCUGCUUUGUUAGCAGUGCUAACUUCACUUCAUGACUUUUGGUUUUUGUUAGGUCUGCUCUCCUUUGUAUUUCAAGCGACUUUUUACGCAUCGAUCGUUCGUACAGCAAUUGUAGCUGCUAUUCAUAUGCGAAAAUCACAGCUGAAGGAAUUAAAAGAUCUUUCGCUAAGUAAUGAGGUAUUUACGUUUGCUGUGCAAAAUGUCGUGAAUAAGAUUCUCUCUUAUUCCUGCAUGGAAUUGGAAGAUAUUUUUAUAUCAAAUGCCACUUUUGUGGAUUUCGAGAAAGCUCUGCAGUUUGCGUGUACAGAUUUAUCACGUCUUACUGCACAGUUGUGGCAUGAAUGUGGUAUUCAGAAGUACCCUAAAGACUAUUCUAUGACUAAUGCAACGUAUAUGGAAAUUUACCGCUCACUAACAGAUUGUAAUGAGCUGUCCCUAGAGUUACUACCAAUAGAUCAUAUAAAUAGAUGGGUUGGAACAGUGUUUCAGUCGAUGAAUCGUUUAGAUUUCCUAGUGAAUUUAUGCGAAGAACCAUUGUCUUGGCAUAGGUUUAUUCUUCUUCAAUUGCCUGGAAAUUAUGAUGAUUUAUUCACUCGGUUUUUUGGACGCACAUGUGUAACAUGUCAGAAGGUCCCUCGAAUGCCCUUUAUAUGUCUUCUCUGCGGGCUUUUAUUAUGUUUAGAUAACUGUUGCACAUUACCAUACAAUGAAGUCGUCCUUUCUAAUGAAGUUGAACGGCACACAUAUGUGUGCUGUGGUGGUGUGGGAUGCUUUCUGUCGCUCAAUACCACAUUAAUUGCAAUAGUUAGUAACCGAAAGGCAGCUCUGUGGGGUUCAGUAUACUUGGACGCACAUGGUGAAGAAGAUCGCAAUUUGAGACGAGGCAAACCAUUGUUUUUAUCGAAACGGCGAUUAGAACGACUUUUCGCGGACUGGGCUAUGCAAUCAUUUGAUCAUUUAAUUGUGAAGUUCUUCAAUUUUGAAAAUUUGAUGUCAUAUCUUCGUGAUGGUCAUUAUGCGCUUCAGUGA
Molecule: messenger RNA, 3033 nt
Organism: Thelazia callipaeda (thelaziosis nematode)
Lineage: Eukaryota; Metazoa; Nematoda; Chromadorea; Rhabditida; Thelaziidae
Source: the annotation of a GenBank genome assembly